This is a messenger RNA of Adineta ricciae, 564 nucleotides long. NCBI's taxonomy places the organism in Eukaryota, Metazoa, Rotifera, Eurotatoria, Adinetida, Adinetidae. The record is from the annotation of a GenBank genome assembly.
AUGAGUGACGCAAACGUUAACACAGUUUCAAGGGAAGCAUCGAUCGAUAUUCCAGUACCUGAAAAGCAUCAUUCCAAAGCAUAUGGAUCUGUACGACGUAGCUCAAUCUUUCCUGGUUUUAAUCCUAAUAUGUUCGCCGCUCGGAUGCGUCGCCAAUCAACACGAAGCUCCAUCCCACGUAAUGGUUACGAGCGUCGAACUAUUCGAUAUGAAAGUACAUACCAAAUGGAACCUGACCAGAAUCAUAAAGUUGAUAUGGAUCAAUUACGUCGUGUAGCAUCAGAGACCCUUGCUACAGCGCUGCUCAGUUAUCGUUACGACGCCAAUCGUGCAAGAAAGUUCUCUUCGAAUCUAGCAGAACGAAUACGGAAUGAUAUCAAACAAUUGUCAUACACACGUUACAAAAUUGUCGUACACGUCGUUGUCGGACAAAGAAAAAGUCAAGGUGUGUUGGUAGCUAGUCGAUGUUUGUGGGAUGUUACAUUAGAUCGUCAUGUCACCAUUACAAAACAAACAAGAAAUGCGUACAUAACAGUAACGAUAUUUCUUGUUUAUAAUGAGUAA